Priapulus caudatus is the source of this 1419-nucleotide messenger RNA. Its product is annotated as protein KTI12 homolog. The record is from RefSeq and is a predicted model, not a curated record. The transcript is spliced from 2 exons. The coding region runs from base 275 to 1102 and encodes 275 amino acids. Lineage: Eukaryota; Metazoa; Priapulida; Priapulimorpha; Priapulimorphida; Priapulidae.
AGACAGUUAUGCUAGUUACAUGGGCCAUUAUGAUCUACUAAACUGCUUCGCAAUCGCAGAGAAUGAGUCCAAGGCGAGAGUGAGGUUCAAUCUGAUGGAGAAAAUGCUACAACCCUGCGGCCCCCCUCCAGAGAAGCCUGAAGAUUAACGAAAAUAUCAGCGAAUAAUAUAGGAGUAUUCCAAAGAUAGGCAUUUCAUUGCCAUACAAAAGAAUUCCAUCUGAUUUUUUUUCCAUUGAAGUGCAACUAUAUCGUAUACAAAACAUUGAAAGAACAUGCCGCUGGUGAUUUUCUGCGGCUUCCCUAGCAGUGGAAAGAGCUCUCGGGCAGCAGAGCUGCAGCAGUAUCUGUUUAGAGAGCAUCCUGAGAAUUGCGUGCAUCUCAUCAGCGAUCACACGCUCGGUGUCGAUCGGAACUUGGUGUUUGCCGAUGCGAGGCAGGAGAAGGAGCACCGGGCGGCACUGAAGGCCGCAGUGCAGCGCACGAUCGACAGACAUGCUGUCGUGAUCCUCGACUCACUAAACUACAUCAAGGGCUUUCGUUACGAACUGUUCUGCGUUGCCAAGGCCGCACAGACGCCGAGUUGCGUGGUGCACUGCGACGCAGCGGAGACCGUUGCUGCCGCGUGGAAUGGAGCGCGGGCGGAGGCUGAGAGGUAUGAUGACGACAUCCUACACAACAUCGUCGCAAGGUUCGAGACGCCGGACGGACGCCAUCGCUGGGACUCGCCGCUGUUCUCCGUUCAUCCGGGGGACGCAAUGCAGUGUCAUCUCAUAUGUGAUGCUCUUCUCCAGCGAAAAGCACCACCUCCGAACAUGGCAACGCAGUCCCAGCCACUGUCGUCUACGAACUUUGUGUACGAGCUCGAUAGAGUGACGCAAGGCAUUGUCGCUUGCGUGUUGGAUUCGCAGAAAACCAGUGUCGUCGGCGACAGCGUUCACGUACCAAGUUCUGAGGAGAAAGUUGAGUUAGUUAAGACGAUGAGCAUGGCGGAGCUGCGUGGGCAUCGAAGACGGUUUAUAUCAUACACCAAGACUCAUCCGAUGGAUAUCAACAAAAUCGGUCCUGCUUUCGUGCAGUUUUUAAACAAUAGCAUUAGGUAGAGGAACAGUGGCAUCCAAUCCUUUCUUUAGACAUCUGGCAAAAAUUUCUACUGUAAUGUUUGCUUUGCUAUCGUUAGUGUUAACUUUACUAAAUAAUGUUUUAAAAGUUUCCCUUUAUUAGUAACUGUUGUAGUACAUUGGUUAAUCUAUGUUCAUAUUAUGAUGUUUAACAAAUUACAAUUUUAGAUGAAUGUAGAAAUGUCAGUUGACAUUGUAGUAAAUAAAGCAAUCAAUAAAUACAUGAUUAGAUGUAUGUUCCAUCUUUGUCACCUGUGUUUUUAAUUAUGCGCAUUAAAAUUAAUUCACAUAGACUGGAA